Messenger RNA from Saccostrea cuccullata (small rock oyster), 1151 nucleotides. RefSeq lists its product as uncharacterized. Gene Ontology annotation, biological process: regulation of apoptotic process. The annotation marks the transcript as partial. Gene Ontology annotation, molecular function: protein binding. Lineage: Eukaryota; Metazoa; Mollusca; Bivalvia; Ostreida; Ostreidae. The record is from RefSeq and is a predicted model, not a curated record. The transcript has 4 exons.
AUAAGAUGUUUCAGUUUUAUGAGGAUGAUCCCUCUAAAAUUAAGUUUCUACGUCUAACUGAACGUAUUCGAGAAUCAUUGAAAGAAUGUGAUUUACCAAUAAUGAAACAUCAUUUACUAUGUCUGAAUCUUCCAAGAUAUGGGAUAGAAGAAUCAGCCAAAAUUCUUAAUCUGUUGGACAUCUUCAGCUUUCCUUUGUCUCAUAAUUAUUUUAGCAGUUCUGAUGUUGUAUUUAUGCAGCUUCUACUAAGAUGUUUAGGAAGAGAGGACCUGGAAGAAAUGUGUAUACAAUAUGCCACUGAGGAGAGUGAGGCUUUGUGUUACUAUGCAGAACGUACAAAAACAGAAAAUGGAUGCACACAUGUGCAAUUUCACAUUUCUAAAAAUAUUAAUAGCUAUCCCCGGAAAAAUGCAGAGAGAUUAAGAGAGACUGUUGCUGAACUAGUUGAGUGUCCUAAACACAGUAUUAUAUUGGACGGAAUUCUCCGUUCAAGUAGCUUCAACUUAGUGUUUCAAAUGAAGAGGGAAUACGUGUCAAAACUGAUAAAUAUGCAGCCGCAAAAGUUAGCUGUACUUGGUAGAUACGCAGUGGACAAAAUAAUUGUUGGUCAGCAGACGAUUCCUAUAGACUCAAAUGAAACAUGCACAGAUAUGUGCCUGUCAGACUUUGUCUAUAUAGGACUGUGUCGUGAAGUAGGGAGUCCUACAGAAGUGAGGAUCAGAAGAGAAGUUAUGGACACUGAGGAGGUGUUGAAAAGACCUGUGAACAUCUUGAGGGGAUUUGAUAGAAUGACGAGUGGGAGUAAAGGUGAGGGAUUCAGAUUAAUUACUUCAGAUGAAGAUUGGAUGUUCUGGCCUCCAGACCACAAGGUGAUAUGUGAUCUCUCUCAGAUCAAUCUCUACCGUAUCCCACAACACAUCGUAAUCCUGAUGGAGUGUGAUGAUGGGAUGCCACCAGGAUUUACCAGACUUAACUUGAUGAGUCCAUCAAACAAUGCAAAAAUAUUUUCCUCCUGUGUGGUAAUGAAUAACACUGUAUAUAUUUCAAGCACAUUGUUCAGAGAUAACCAGUUGCAAUUGUUUAAGACCAUCAGUGUCUCUGAUACGUCUGUUUUUCCUCAUGGACCUUGUUCUACACAAAGCAUUGACACA